UAUCGAUAACCAACGGCGAGCAACGCUAGUUUUUUUCUUUUCAACUUUUAAUUCUUCUCUUAAUUAAGCAAAAUAGCCAUAGUUUAUCAAAGAAAAUGACACUGUAUCACUUUGGAAAUUGCGUGGCUUUGCUGACGCCUUACUACUUCACCUACAAAUACUCUGGCCUAUCUGAAUAUGGGGCAUUCUGGAAGUGCGUUCAGGCCGGCGGUAUCUAUAUAUUCACACAACUUUGUAAGAUGCUCGUCCUGGCAACAUUCUUCUACUCGGACGCUCCAUCUUCCUCCAGUGGCGAGUUCAACUUCUUUGCGGAGAUCUUUCGUUGCAGCGUUGACAUCGCCGAUCUUCUGGGAUUUGCCCUUAUCCUAAGUCGCAUUCCCGGCAAGGGACACUCAAAACUUAUCACGGCUGGACUUGGCUGGGCCACUGCUGAGGUGAUUCUUUCCCGAGGCAUCAUGCUGUGGGUGGGAGCACGAGGAACCGAAUUCAGCUGGAUUUACAUACUGAAGUGUCUGGAGUCGAAUGUGCUGCUGGUGCAGCACAUAACCACGGCCACUCUGAUCUGGCUGUUCACCCGUCACGACCUGAACAAGGCGCUGAAACCGCUGGUUAGUCUGCUGCUGGCGGUGACUGUUUUCAAGGGCGUCUGGCUGGAGGGCAUGCUCCACAUCCUGACCAUUGGACCCUGGCUGACAGUGGCUGUGAAAGCGCUGGUGGCUGCCGUAAUUGGAUUCUGCACGCUGCACAUCUAUUCGGGUCUGGCCCAGCAGAUUGGCAUUUAAAAAACUGUGCCAAACACUUUGUAUUCCUUCUGUUUUGUAACUUGUUUAUUAUUUUGUUUGGUGUUGUCGCAGAGAGAAUGAGAUUUUGUAACAAAGACAACAAUUACGGUUUAGAGAAUUUCCCCAAAUGUUAAUGAAUUAUAGCUACGAUAACGUAAUAGUAACAAAGAUA
Drosophila elegans is the source of this 954-nucleotide messenger RNA. Its product is annotated as transmembrane protein 147. The transcript has 4 exons. The coding region runs from base 96 to 782 and encodes 228 amino acids. Lineage: Eukaryota; Metazoa; Arthropoda; Insecta; Diptera; Drosophilidae. The record is from RefSeq and is a predicted model, not a curated record.